AUGAAGGUUGCAGUGAUUCAAUGUCGCCUCAGUCCAUGAGAGUUGCAUCAGACAGCGACAGAUCAUAGCCACGGAUGGCAGCCACGGAGACUCCGACUCUUCAACGGGUGCAGGCGUAUAGCCUUGUCGAUCUACCUGGUUGUUAUAAAAUGACCAUGGACUGGUCAUGGGGGAAGCAAUCACGCCAACCACUCCAAGUCCUUUCGUCUUUUUUCACUCCUCCACUUGAUCUCUGUUAUAUCGUCCUAGAUGGAUAGACCACCCGCACCCAUUACCUCACUCACCCCCGAGCUUGCUGAGCAGCUCCGCGGACGCGCGCUGGACGUGCUUUCGUACCUCGUCAAGACCAACUCUGCUACUACCUACUUCAAGGAAUCCGACGUUCUAUCACGGUUUCGGUCUGCGCUUCAUCUCAGCGAUGGCAGCAAUGGUUUACUGCAGGCAGUUGACCAGACCUGCUCUUCCAAAGAGUUGUUCGGGGUCUAUCACAAUAACGUGGCGUUGAGUGUCUACGAGGACUACCUUCCAUUUAUCUCGCGUUUCUUCGAGCAGCCAUGCAAAAAGUCCUCGGUAGAGAACCUCAUGGCCCCCGGACUUCCCUGCUUCAUUGCGCACUCCUCCGGCACUUCAGGUGGUGCAACGAAGCACUUCCCAAAAUACCGCCACCCGGACCAUAUGUCGAUGUCCACGUCCGAGGCGAUGAAAAUGUCGAACCCGACGAGCAAGAGUGGGGGCAAGAACUGCAUCAUGUAUUCUCUGGGACACCGUCAGGUCGUGGCUCCGCUGAAUGAGGAUGGAAAUAUGGACGGACAGAUUCCUGUUUGCCUGAUGACGAGCGGCGUCAUCCGUGUGAGUAAUAAUAUGGUGGUCGAGAGGGACGCUAUCUACUCUACCAUAAAGGUUCCCAAUUGCUCGUCGCCCCUCGCUGUCUCCUUCAUCCCAAAUUACAAGUCUUUCUUGUUCAUGCAUGCUCUCUUUGCCUUGAUGGAGCCCAAGCUCGAGACGAUCAAUACCUUGUUCACCACUACGUGCAGGGACCUAUGUCGUGCUAUACAUGAUCAGUGGGGUGAUUUCAUUCAUUGCAUCGAAACUGGUACAAUCCCAGACCUCGAAGGCAUUGAACAAGUGAAGGACGACCUUCAGCGUUUUCUUAAACCUAAUCCCGAUCGGGCGGGGGAACUGCGGGAGAUCGGAAGGGCGACUGGAGCCCCGGGAUGGUUCCGACAGAUUUGGCCAGAGCUACGUGCCAUCCUGGCAACUGCCAGCGGUCCGUUCGCCACUGUCAUCCCAAAGAUUAGGCACUACAUUGGACCUGAUGUGUCUCUCCAAACUUUGAGUAUUGCUAGUAGUGAAGCAUUCCUUGCCCUGGCAUAUGACCCAACGGACCUCAAUCUAUACAAGAUCGUAGGUUCCGACGACGUAAUCGAGUUCUUACCUGUGGAUGAGCCUGAGGAGUCGAAAUAUCUCGCUCAAACGUGGAACGUUGAACUGGGUAAGAAGUACGAAGUGGUUCUCACGACGAGAGACGGGUUCUGGCGGUACCGCUUGGGCGAUGUUGUUGACGUCGUUGGAUUUGAUCCUCGUGAUGGGCAGCCCCUCGUCAGAUAUAUCGAGCGCCGAAACAUGCAUAUCCGAAUUGCAAACGAGGUGACAACAGAGACGCAGCUGCGUAGUGUCAUCGAUACGACCUCAGGCCUAUUGGGAGGAGUGUCUGAAUUCUGUGUUUGCACUGAUUACCGUGAGAGCGUUGGUCGGUAUGCUUUCUUUGUGGAACUACAGGGAAAUCUUGGGAAAGAUAGUGCUACCGCGCCUGCUGCAUUGCACGAUGAACUCCAGAAGCUCAACGAGAAUUACCUUAGAGACAGUCAAUCCGGGAAAAUCGGCGUCCCGGCUGUUAGGGUGCUCAAGCCGGGUACCUUUGGCGAUUUCAGAGAGUGGAAGAUCAGGACGAACAACAUCGCUGCUGGGCAGGUGAAGGUUCCCAUUGUCGUUUGGGAUGAAGUCAAUCGUGCAUGGUUGGAAGAACGAGUGAUGCGUGAUAUUUGACUUGAAGGUGGGGAACAGCACGGUGAAUGUGAAUAUACUUAGUUGAACGAUAUUUCUCUGUUGGACAAUUUUCCAUGAUCACUGUACGCUACCAAAGACUACGCGCAACUUUGUCUAACCUGAUGAUUAUGUAAUCAAACACUGAACUUGUGAGCGAUUUAAAGCAGCCCUUCGG
This is a messenger RNA of Pisolithus orientalis, 2221 nucleotides long. Its product is annotated as GH3 auxin-responsive promoter. Gene Ontology annotation, cellular component: cytoplasm. The transcript has 9 exons. The record is from RefSeq and is a predicted model, not a curated record. Lineage: Eukaryota; Fungi; Basidiomycota; Agaricomycetes; Boletales; Pisolithaceae. Gene Ontology annotation, molecular function: acid-amino acid ligase activity. Bases 250 to 2046 code for a protein of 598 amino acids.